CUACAGACUAUUCCUUAUGUGUAGUAGUCAGUUACAACUGGUUGCGAUAGAUACCACCAAGCCGGGCAGCUAGAGGCAGAAGUAUUACAGGUGAAGCGAUACCCAUAUAGGCCAGAGGGGUCUGCAGCCUUAACUGUGCAAUGCAGAGUUUAGCUGGUGCUCAUCAGGGUGGGACAGACAAUGGUGAGCUUGCUCUAACUGGCUCCCAGCUUUCUGUGACACGACGUCCAAGCAGUGCAGGCAAUGCCAAGCUCUUCUCACGCUCUGUCUCUGUUAUCGAUGAGAGCAGGAAUAAAGGGAACUCUUUGACCGAUUCAUCCAGAGCUGUCAACAACCUCCGCAGGUCCAACAGCACCACUCAGGUGACCCAAACCAACAGCUCCACAUUCAGUGUGGAUUCACCAGAUGAUUUCCUGGCCUUUUUCGAUAGCAGCUCCAGUGGGAGGAGAAAGCUGGCUGGUCUGGCAAAAACUUCCCCUGAGAAGAAAACCACUUGGAAUACACUGGAUGACCAUUCUCGUGUGUUCCCAGUACCAUCUAGUGCCCGCAGUGCCAGCUCAGGUCAAAGCAUGGGCAUGCGUAGGAGAGAUGCACCUGCCCUGGCGCCCAGCUUUCCAGCCAAUAACAGGAGCAAUAAAGGAGCCGUUGGCAACACCGUGACCACAAUGGUACAUAACAACUAUUCACACGGAGAGAGAGGACUGAGCAACAAGAGCUCAAAUCAGAGGCCACCAUCACUCAAUAACCUCCUUAGACUACCCAGUAGAGAAGAUACAGGGAGCAGCCUUCAGAAGUCUCAGAAGAAUUUCUCCAGCCCAAACAACCUGGGAAGAAACAAUGCAGGAGGGUGCACUCCACCAAAGAGAAGAGAGGUGUCUGCUGAGGAGGCUGAGAGAUUUAUCCAGCAAGUGAAUAAUGCUGCCAUUACCAUCCAGCGUUGGUACAGAAGCCAUCAAAAGAGACGGAAGUCAGGAGAGGCAGCCUUGAGGCGCUUGCUUGCAUCUAAAAAGGAGGAGCGGCAGCAGCAUGCUGAGGAAGGAAAUAUUCUGAACUCCCAUUAUGCCAAAGAGGAGGAGCGGAGAAGAAUCCGGGAGGAGAAAGCACGGCAGGCAAGACGGGCCGCCAUUCAGGAACUGCAGCAAAAGCGCACUCAGAAAGCAGCUGAGAACCAACGAAUCAUAGAACAGGAAUUGCAGCAACUGGUGCAGAGUGGGAAACUUGGGAGAAAGAAACCUGUCAGGAAUAUGUCCUCUUCUCCAAUGGGGAACAGCACCAAAGCUAAUAACACAGGAAUACUCCAAUCCUCAGAGCCUCAUGGGACCACUGUUCAGAAUGAAAUAGAUCAAGAUGAUUCCAGGGUUCCAGUGUUCAGUACAAUUCCAGAAACUCUCAGAAAUAGUGAGCAGAAACUGCAGAGUCCCUCACCUGCAGAGCUGGCAUCUGAGGAACUGAAAAGUGAAUUGUCAGCAAGUAGGGCCCAGUCCAAAACUACCAUUACUGAGCUACUCAACACCCUGAAACAGCUGGAGGACACAGAAUCCCUGCUAGAGAUAAAGACUGGCUCCAAAGACAAGUAUCGAUGGAUGGAUGAGGAUGCGGAUACCUCUCUUACAGCAGAUAACCUGGAACGACUUGGUCAGAUGACGCGCAACAAGCCAGAUGGGCAGAGUGAAGCCCAAAAUGGGGUUUUGCUUUCAGAGGCCAAGCUGCAGAGUAUAAUUAGUUUUUUGGAUGAGAUGGAGAAGUCUGAGCAGGAAAGACCACGCUCCUCCGCAUCCAACACCCAGCGUGGGGCCUUGUUAUCAGAAGAAGAGCUUACACACUUGGAGCAGGCAUCUGCGGUUGCUACAGAGGUUACAAGUUCCAUGCUUAAGAUGCGCUUGGAGCUUGAAGAGAAGAAACGAGCAAUGAACCUUCUGCAGAUAGCACUGACCCAGCAGCGUGAACUCACUGUACGGCAUGCGAAACAGACAGAAAAGGAGUUAGGACACCAGCUCAAACAGCAAAGUGGACAGUAUGAAGCAACAAUCCAGAGACACCUGUCAUUCAUAGAUCAGUUGAUUGAUGAUAAGAAAGCACUAAGUGAGCGAUGUGAGUCUCUUGUGACUGAGCUGAAGCAGAUAGACCAGAAGUAUGGAAGCCACAUCAAACAGAUGCAAGAACAGCAUGAGCUGAUCUGGCAAACUCUUGGCCCCCUUUGUGAGGAGAUGAAAAAGCUUCAGGAACUCAUGUCGGCAACAGAGAAAGUCAGAAGGGAGAAGUGGAUUGAUGAUAAAACAAAGAAAAUUAAAGAAAUAACAGUAAAAGGAUUGGAGCCAGAAAUCCAGAAGCUGAUUGCCAAGCACAAACAGGAGAUCCGUAAGCUGAAGGCUCUCCAUGAGGCAGAGUUGCUGCAAUCAGACGAGCGAGCAGCUCAGCGUUAUGUGCGUCAGGCAGAAGAGCUCCGACAGAACUUAGAACGUGAAAAAGAAGACUUGAGCCAGAGAGAGAGGGAGCUUGCAAAACAAAGGUACGAGAAACAGCUAAUGCAGGAGGAACAAGCCCUGCAGGAACAGCGCAGAAGACUGUAUAGUGAGGUGUCUGAGGAGAAGGAAAGGCUGAACCAGCAAGCAAUGAGGCAAAGGUCAGAGCUGGAUGAACUAAGGAAGCAACUUGAGGACAACUGUGCACUGGCCACCAGAGCAUUGAAAGAAGAGUACGAGAAGAGCAAAGAGGAGCAGGAGCGAAGACACCAGGCAGAAAGUAAAGCCCUGAAGGAGCGUUUAGAAAUUGAGAAGCAAGCAUGGGAGCAAAACUACAUGAAGAAGGAGGAAGCCUGGCUUUUAUCACGGGAAAGGGAGCUAAAAGAUGAAGUUCGAAAGGGAAGAGACAAAGAGAUUGAGAUGGUGAUUCAACGACUUGAAACUGACAUGAACACAGCCAAGGAAGAGUGUGAAAGAACGGCUGAGAACAGAAUUAAGCGGGUGCGAGAUAAGUAUGAGUCGGAGAUACAGGAGAUUGAGCGAUCAGAAAGGAAACUACAGGAACGCUGCAAGCAACUGAAGGAGCGAGUUACAGAACUGGAAGGAGAACAGAUCAGACUUCAGGGACUUCUCAGACAGAAGGAGCAAGAAGUGGAGGAUAUUAGGAAGGUCACUGAUAGGCUGAGUGAGGAGAGGAAGAGUCUCUCUGAAGUCAUCAGACAAGAAUUUGCAGACAGACUUGUAGAGACUGAAGAGGAGAACCGUCGUUUGAAGACAGAAGCAUCAGAAGCAAGAGCAAGACAUCGUCUAGAGCUUGAAAGGAUUAAUCGUGAGAAGGAGGAAGAGUUGGAGGAAGUGCACAAAAGGGUGAAGAAUGCGAUAGUCAAAAAGGAAGAAGCUGUCAACAGCCUGAAGAAGCAGUGCGAGGCAGCUGUGAAGAGAGCUGAUCAUUUAGAGGCCCUACUGGAACAACAACGGAAGCAGCUACUGGCCAAAUAGAAUUUUCUUUCUAAAGGUGGCUUCUUAUGCUCCCUGCUCAAACCACUCUUGGCUUUUAGUUUGUGAUUAUAUUCCGCUAUUUUAUAUUCCGCUAUUUUAAUUAUUUGUGGAUUUGUUUUUAACAGUAAAAAACUUUUUUUUAUAUAAAA
Messenger RNA from Bombina bombina (fire-bellied toad), 3610 nucleotides. RefSeq names its product centrosomal protein 131 (gene CEP131). The record is from RefSeq and is a predicted model, not a curated record. Gene Ontology annotation, biological process: regulation of centrosome duplication; cilium assembly; intraciliary transport involved in cilium assembly. Lineage: Eukaryota; Metazoa; Chordata; Amphibia; Anura; Bombinatoridae. Gene Ontology annotation, cellular component: centriolar satellite. Bases 141 to 3461 code for a protein of 1106 amino acids. The transcript is spliced from 27 exons.